AAAGAGAAUUGGUGUGAGUGAAAAUGGGAGUGGAAGGAACUAUGGAGUAUAUAUCGGACUUUUUGAAGAAGAGGAAGAGGAAGAAGAAGAAGCAAAUGCAAACAGUAGCUCUCCGAGUUGCUCGUAUCGACUGCGAAGGUUGUGAACGUAAGAUCAAACAUAUCCUCUCCGGUGUCAAAGGGGUGAAGUCAGUGGACGUAGACGUGAAGCUGCAGAAGGUAACGGUAACGGGAUAUAUAGAGCCGAAGAAGGUUUUGGAGGCGGCGAAGUCAACGAAGAAGAAAGUGGAGUUAUGGCCUUACGUUCCUUACACAAUGGUGGCGAAUCCGUACAUAUCUCAGGCGUAUGACAAGAAGGCACCACCAAACAUGGUUCGGAAAGUCCCCGACACGGCCUCUGUCAACGAGACCACCGUUGAUGACUCUUACACCAUUAUGUUUAGCGAUGAGAAUCCUAAUUCUUGCGCUAUCAUGUAGAAGAGUGUAAUUUUUGUUAUGGAUUUUGGUAGUAGUAUACGUAAGAAUUGUUGUGUGGGGGUUUGGGUUUUCAAAUGUAACGUGAGAAAAUCGAAAUGUCUUUUGACAAUUACAAAGAAUUUGAAUAAUAAGGUUUCUGCUUU
Molecule: messenger RNA, 619 nt
Organism: Arabidopsis arenosa
Lineage: Eukaryota; Viridiplantae; Streptophyta; Magnoliopsida; Brassicales; Brassicaceae
Source: the annotation of a GenBank genome assembly